This is a messenger RNA of Microthlaspi erraticum, 1736 nucleotides long. The record is from the annotation of a GenBank genome assembly. Lineage: Eukaryota; Viridiplantae; Streptophyta; Magnoliopsida; Brassicales; Brassicaceae.
AAGCUUGGGCUCGCUUCCUCUCCAAUUCACCGGCGACGAACGAUAAUCCGAGAAUCCCAGGCGGCGAGAGUUGCAACUCCAGUGAUACGAAGAUGCUUGAAGGAGUAGAUUCACUAACAUUCCCGAUGCCGAGAGAAUCGGAGUCCGCUUUUCGACUGAGAGCUAUCGUCUCCGAUAUGCUUCCUCUCUUCUCCGACGAUUACUCCGACGACGACGUCCUUACUGUUCGUUAUCUUACUUCCUCUUUGAUUCUGUUCGUCUGCUUGUUUCAGGAGUAUAUUACGGUGAUUGUUUGUAACGGGAAGAGUCAGAGACAGGCAAGAGACUAUUUGGAGGCAUUUCUUGGGGAGAAAUCUGGCGAAUUUGUUGCCUGCUUAUGGGAGCUUCUUUUGAAGGACUUCUCUCAAGGUAAACAAGAAAAUUCCGCUUCUGAACAGAAGACUGAUGUUGACUUUGGUUCUCAUGAUGAUGAUACUCUAAUCGAACAAGGUUCAAGCGCCAGAGGUCACAAUGACUAUGACCACAAAGCUACUAAUUGGAUGAACGAAAAGCUGAUAUCAUCUACUGAAGGAGAAGACGUUGAGACUCAUGCGUCACCAAAAGUUAAAAACCUGAGGACGUUACGACAAGAGCUCAUUAAUAGCCCUUGUAAAAGAGCACAGCGUAAAGAGAAAGAUGAUUGGAACUUGGCUGGUGUUAACUACACUAGAAAGAUACUGCGUUCCGUUGUCGUUUCAGCCACUAAGCAUCCAUACCGUAGGAAUCAUGAUAAGUAUGAAAAGUCGACGGAUAAAAGGAGUGGGAAUAUACAGAAGCGCCUAAGCUUUCCAGAGAGAGAAAGGAGGCAGACGUCUUCUCAAUCUGCAAGAUCUCGCGAUGUAGCUUCGCCCCAGGAAAUGAAGCCUCAUGUUAGUGUUUGGGAUCGUUUGAGCCGACCAAGUUCUAAGCUUGUUCUUGACAAUGAAUACACCACAUUGCCCAAGUUUAGGAUUCAAUCAGAUGAAAACAAAGCGUUUCUGCAGCAUGGACCAGCGUUUCCUGCAGCGUAUAAUGAACAGCGUAGCGAGGCAUUUCAAAGAAAAGUUCCUGCAGUCGGUUACAGGCUCGGAGUUAACCAGUCCCGUAAAGCUAGGCAGCUAGAGAGUGGAGCUAUUACAUACACUGAACCUCAUAUAGCCUAUAAUCUCAACAGAAAGAGGCGUUAUGGCAUCAUCAACCCCAGCGCAGGAGAUGAUUCAGUUAGUGAACUUAACAGUGUUCUUCAGUGUAAACAAGCUAAAGAGGACGUUGAAAAGCCAAACCUGCUCUCCAAUCAGUCUGCAAAGCCAGAUAUUUUUUCGGAAAUACUGAACAUGAAACAAAAGCUGCAACAACUCGAAGUCCAGAUUAGUCAAGCGAAGCAGCUGAAGAAACAGAAAGUUGGAGAACUCAAAAGCUCACCACAAUCUGGCGAAUUGCAGAAUCAAGAAGACGUCACAGAAUCAAGAAGCAUCCAUGUUACUAACGUACACUAUGCAGCGAGGAAAGAAGCCAUAUCAAUGUUAUUCAGCAAGUGUGGAGCUGUCGAGAACGUUGAAAUUGUAACUGAUCCAGUAACUCAGCAUCCAAAAGGUGCUGCUGCUGUGACUUUUGCUACGAUGGAGUCAGUUAACAAAGCAAUAGCUCUGAGCAACACAAUGUUCUAUUCAAGACCAAUCAAGGUUUCGAGGCACGGAGUAAUGGAAGAGAGCAUAUAA